CGGCUCGGCCGAUGCCGCGGUGACUCAGCGCUUCUCGCGGGCCGCCCGGCCGCGGCGGCGGCGGCAAGGCGCGGGCUCCUCCCGCCUCGCCACCCCCUCUCGCCACCCACGCCCGCCCCCGGCCGCGGGGCCUUCCCUCGCGCGGCCGCCGCCCGCCGCACUCCGCGCCCGCCCCGCCACCGUGCCGGCCAUGGAGCCCCGAGCCCCCCGCCGCCGCCACACCCACCAGCGCGGCUACCUGCUGACGCGAGAUCCGCAUCUCAACAAGGAUUUGGCAUUUACUCUGGAAGAGAGACAGCAACUGAACAUCCAUGGAUUGUUACCGCCUUGCUUCGUCAGUCAGGAGAUCCAGGUCCUUAGGGUAGUUAAGAAUUUUGAGCGUCUGAACUCUGACUUUGACAGGUAUCUUCUGUUGAUGGAUCUGCAAGAUAGAAAUGAGAAGCUCUUUUAUAGUGUGCUGAUGUCUGAUAUUGAAAAAUUCAUGCCUAUCGUUUAUACUCCUACUGUGGGUCUCGCAUGCCAGCAAUACAGUUUGGCAUUUCGGAAACCGAGGGGCCUAUUUAUUAGUAUCCACGACAAAGGGCAUAUUGCUUCAGUCCUCAGUGCGUGGCCAGAAGAGGUUGUCAAGGCCAUUGUGGUGACUGACGGAGAGCGUAUUCUAGGCUUAGGAGACCUGGGUUGUAACGGGAUGGGCAUCCCUGUGGGUAAACUGGCCCUGUACACAGCCUGUGGAGGGGUGAAUCCACAGCAGUGUUUACCGGUCAUUUUGGAUGUGGGAACAGAAAAUGAGGAGCUGCUUCAAGACCCAUUGUACAUCGGGCUGCGGCAGAGGAGACGGAGAGGUCCUGAGUAUGACGAGUUUUUGGAUGAAUUCAUGGAGGCAGUUUCUUCCAAAUAUGGGAUGAAUUGCCUUAUUCAGUUCGAAGAUUUUGCCAAUCUGAAUGCAUUUCGUCUCCUGAACAAGUAUCGAAACAAGUAUUGCACAUUUAAUGAUGAUAUUCAAGGAACAGCGUCUGUUGCGGUUGCGGGUCUCCUUGCAGCUCUUCGAAUAACCAAGAACAAGCUCUCUGAUCAGACAGUGCUGUUCCAGGGAGCUGGAGAGGCUGCCUUGGGGAUUGCUCACCUGAUUGUUAUGGCCAUGGAGAAAGAAGGUUUAUCGAAGGAGAAAGCUAUAAAGAAGAUCUGGUUGGUUGACUCAAAGGGGUUGAUAGUUAAGGGACGUGCUUCUCUCACAGCAGAGAAAGAGGUGUUUGCCCACGAGCAUGAAGAAAUGAAGAUUCUAGAAGCCAUUGUUCAAAAGAUAAAACCAACUGCCCUAAUCGGAGUUGCUGCAAUUGGUGGUGCUUUCACAGAACAAAUUCUCAAAGAUAUGGCUGCCUUCAACGAACGACCCAUCAUUUUUGCUUUAAGUAAUCCAACCAGCAAAGCAGAGUGUUCUGCAGAGCAGUGCUAUAGAGCGACCAAGGGGCGUGCGAUCUUUGCCAGUGGCAGCCCUUUCGACCCAGUCACUCUUCCAGACGGACAGACUCUCUUCCCUGGCCAAGGCAACAAUUCCUAUGUGUUCCCUGGAGUCGCUCUUGGGGUUGUUGCCUGUGGGCUGAGACACAUCACGGACAAGGUCUUCCUCACCACUGCCGAGGUCAUAUCUCAGCAGGUGUCAGAUAAACACCUGGAAGAGGGCCGGCUCUACCCCCCUCUGAGUACAAUUCGAGAUGUCUCAUUGAAAAUUGCAGUGAAGAUUGUGACAGAUGCAUACAGAGAAAAGAUGGCCACUGUGUAUCCUGAGCCCCAAAACAAGGAAGAAUUUGUCUGCUCCCAGAUGUACAGCACCGAUUAUGACCAGAUCCUACCUGAUUGUUAUUCUUGGCCUGAAGAAGUCCAGAAAGUCCAGACCAAAGUCAGUCAGUGACUACAGCAGCUAGAAUUUCUACCCUUGCUGAUAAGACCCUGAAGUUUUCAUAGUUUCUAAGGUUGGAAUCUUUAUAAUGAUUCACAGCGUACUUAGAAUAAGGUGAUGUAGUUUAACAAUCAGACCGUGGACGUCUAUUGAACUAGGGUAAACCUCACAGUGCAGUUUUAUUUUACUUACUGAUUAUUUAUGUUUUCCGUUUUAAUUAUUUUCUUUACAAAUUCUGUUCAAAAGCUAUUGUACCUGCUGCUGAGAAACUCGUCGCUGGUAACGUAGGAAGCCAAUGGAAGAACCAAAUUAGUAAUCAGCUAACAUAGUGGAACUUGAUCAUAUCAAUGCCUACAGUUCUUUCUUGGCCAUUUUGUUAAAAUCUUUUAAAAAGUAAACCCAAACUUAGGCAUAGCUGAACUUUUACUAAACAGAAACACUACUUGGCUGCCUAGAGAAAGUUCUUCUCAGGACGUUUAUUCCUGGCCUCUGUUAGCCGUGUUCUUUUUGCACAACCGAACUCUUUCACUCCUCCAGGGAAGCUAAUGCUGUUUACAGUGCCUGUGCAGCCUUAGGUCUAAACAGUCUUCUGCUACUGUUACAUCCCAGAGAGUAAAGCUCUCAUCGCUUUGGUUUUGAGUCCCAGGCCCUCCACAAAAGCUCUUUUCCUCAUCUCUGACCAAACACUUUGCCCAGCUCCUGGCCCUGCUGAGAGACUGGGAUGUUUUGUUAGCGUGGCCUGGACAGUGAGAAAGACCACAAGGAGAAUCCUUGCAAAGGAGCUCCGAGGAGGCCUGCUCCGAGACAAGGGUGUCAGAAGCAAGACCAUGGUUCCCAGAUAAGCUAGGGAUCCAUGAGAGUCGCCUGCCCUAAUGUUCCUCUGGUUAGCUCAGGUGACUGAGAACUCACAGUGUGAGUGACUACGUCUCCUAUGUCUAACUCUCUAUCAGAUACCAAAAUACGUUAAUUUCUAAACCUUCCGGUGAGGGAGAAUAACCAUGUCCCAGGCUGUGUUAAUUUACUGGAAAAAUUGAUGAUGGAUCCUAGCUCAGGUUCGAGAACAUUCUGCAUAUCCAGAAACACUUCUGGUUUUGAAGUGAUGCUGUAAAGCCUACAUGGUGUUUCAGACGGCCCCUCUGUAAAGUGGGCCUCAAAGGUGAAGGCUACCCAGAUUCUUUCAAAUGUGAGGUGAAAGAGUGGAGAGUUUCUAAUGGCAACUUUGGUUAAGAGUUUCCUCCGUGUAUUUGGGAAAGAUUCAGAAUUCCUAUCAAUUUCUUGUCUGUUUCCGUGUUGUCAAAUAGUUUAACUGAAUGUAUUUACCUAUGCAAAAGAUUAUUAAAGCAUAGAAAACAUGAAUAA
Alexandromys fortis (reed vole) is the source of this 3256-nucleotide messenger RNA. RefSeq names its product malic enzyme 1 (gene Me1). Lineage: Eukaryota; Metazoa; Chordata; Mammalia; Rodentia; Cricetidae. Gene Ontology annotation, biological process: malate metabolic process; pyruvate metabolic process. Bases 191 to 1909 code for a protein of 572 amino acids. The record is from RefSeq and is a predicted model, not a curated record. The transcript has 14 exons. Gene Ontology annotation, molecular function: NAD binding; malate dehydrogenase (decarboxylating) (NADP+) activity. Gene Ontology annotation, cellular component: mitochondrion.